Messenger RNA from Mesitornis unicolor (brown roatelo), 1086 nucleotides. RefSeq names its product eukaryotic translation initiation factor 3, subunit H (gene EIF3H). Gene Ontology annotation, cellular component: cytoplasm; eukaryotic translation initiation factor 3 complex; cytosol. The coding region runs from base 1 to 714 and encodes 237 amino acids. The transcript is spliced from 6 exons. Gene Ontology annotation, molecular function: protein binding; metallopeptidase activity; translation initiation factor activity. Lineage: Eukaryota; Metazoa; Chordata; Aves; Mesitornithiformes; Mesitornithidae. The record is from RefSeq and is a predicted model, not a curated record.
AUGGGCAGAAAAACAGCAGUCGGCAGGAAAACUGUGGCUCAGUCCAGGCUCUGCUCUCUGGACUGCACUACCUGUUACUCGGAGGAUCUGUCUCUGUUGCAGCCCCUUAGCACAGAACCAAACGCUUGCCAGAAGGUUGUAUUAAAGAUCAUUAAACAUUACCAAGAAGAAGGACAGGGGAAUGAAGUGGUCCAGGGAGUGCUGUUGGGUCUCGUGGUGGAUGACAGACUUGAAAUCACCAAUUGCUUCCCUUUCCCUCAGCAUACAGAAGAUGAUGCAGACUUCGAUGAAGUUCAAUACCAGAUGGAAAUGAUGCGAAGCCUUCGCCACGUAAACAUUGAUCAUCUUCACGUUGGCUGGUACCAAUCCACGUACUAUGGCUCUUUUGUCACUCGUGCCCUCCUGGACUCCCAGUUCAGUUACCAGCACGCAAUUGAGGAGUCUGUAGUUCUCAUUUACGAUCCCAUUAAAACUGCCCAAGGGUCUUUGUCACUCAAGGCGUACAGGCUGACUCCCAAACUGAUGGAAGUUUGCAAAGAAAAAGACUUCUCUCCGGAAGCCUUGAAGAAAGCAAAUAUUGCUUAUGAAAACAUGUUUGAAGAAGUGCCCAUUGUAAUUAAGAAUUCGUACCUGAUCAAUGUGAUGUUGUGGGAACUGGAAAAGAAAUCCGCAGUAGCCGAUAGACAUGAAUUGCUCAGUCUGGCUAGCAGGUAAGUACUUGUUACAAUAAUGGAUGUAGUUUUAUUCGCUUUCCCAAACCACAGUUUAACACCUUGGGUGAAAUCCCAGUCUCAUUAUAGUCCAUGGAAGCUUUGCCUUGACUUUUAAUGAGGUUAAGACUUUACCCUUCAUGUUCUUUUGCUGAAGGAAAAAACUGCAUGGUAAAAUUUUAUAGCAUUAGAAUCAAGGACUAAAUUCAGACUGUAAUCUGCAUGUACCUGUACUGCUUGAACUAUAUAAUCAUAUCAGUAGUGUUUAUUUCUUCAAGAAAUACUAACAUUCAGAAAAUCUGGGUAAAUAGAUCUGGAAAUAAAAAUUCUUUGUUAAAUAUUCCUUGAGUAGUUCUAGAAAUUAUUUUAAUAAAAA